GUCAAAUUUCACCAAGGGGGCAGAAAAGGGAAGGGUGCAUUAUCCGGUUAUAUUUCGUGUUUCUGUCACGCUUCACUGACGAAGAGUUACCAGACUUUUUAAUAUAUUGUUAACUUUCUCUUUAAUGUGGUUUUAAGGUAUACAAAAAUCCGGUUAAUUGGAUUUCAGGACUUCUUGGUUCCUUUUCUCCGGUAUUUCUCUGUUUGCGCACCUGAGCCCGCUGCUCAGUUUUGUGCAACAUGACUUUGCAACGCGUCUGAUAAACUAAAAACUAUAUCAUGGUGACAUUACCUAUCAGUGACAUGCCUGCUGUGGGGAACCUCUGUAAAUGUGCAAUCUCUCACUGUGGAAUAACCAGCGGAGUCCAGGUGUCACCGGGGGAAAGUGAUGUGUGCAGGAGUGCCAGUUUGAUGUCAGCUGGGGUUUGACAGAGUGCAGGAGUUUGGGAUGAAAGAGAAACCUUAAAAAAAGAGACAUUUCCCGGCUACUUUUACCUGGAUUCAACACCGAACCAUGGCUUCUGAGAUGGUGUGCGGGCUGGUCUUCAGGCUGCUGCUGCCUCUGUGUCUUGUUGCUGCUUGCCUGUUCAGGUACAAUGGCCUGUCCUUCGUCUACCUCAUCUAUCUCCUUCUUAUCCCACUCUUCGCGGAGCCCACAAGCACAACAAUGCAAGGCCACACAGGGCGUCUGCUGCAGUCCCUCUGCUUCACCAGCAUGUCUUUCGUGCUGCUCCACAUCAUCUAUCAGAUUACCGUCAACAGCCUCCUGGCCGGGAAGUCCAUCAGCCCCAACUUCAACUGUUCCACGUGGGAGAAAUCCAUACGACAAAUUGGCUUUGAAAGUGUGAUUGGUGCAGAUGCGGGGAACGGUAUCCGAGUGUUCAUCCCCGACAUCGGCAUGUUUGUGGCCGGCCUGGUCAUCUGGCUGCUGUGCCGCAGUCUGGUCCAGAAGAGACCGCCGGAGGACAUGGCCCAGUACAACACUGACUUUGAAGCAGAAGAACAAGAAGAAGAGGAGAAGCUGAGCCUGGACCACAACAUCCUGCUGGAAGAAGACUACGAGGCGGGGUACGAGGCCGAGGAGGAUGAAGAGGAUGAGGAUCUGGAGGAGGAGGAAGAGGAGGAAGAGGAGGAGGAAGCAAAGGAGAGCACCAAGAGGAAGAUCCUGCGGCACGUAGCGGAGGUGGCGUCCAAAGUGAAGGAUAUUAUCGGGAACCUGAUCACGACUGCAGGGAAGGUGGUGGUCACCAUCCUGCUGGGCAUGACAGGUAUCAUGCUGCCCUCGUUGACUUCGGCUGUUUACUUCUUCAUCUUCCUCUUCCUCUGCACCUGGUGGUCUCUCUGCCGGACCUUCGACACGCUCAUCUUCAGCUGCAUGUGCGUCCUCAUGGCCAUCUUCAGCGCCGGACACAUCAUCGUCCUCUACCUCUACCAGUUCCAGUUCUUCCAGGAGUCCAUCCCCGCAGACGAUGUGACCGUAGUAUUUGGCAUCUCCCCCAUUAUCCAGAGCAACUGCUCCUACACGUGGAAGCUCAUCGUGCACCCGGAGCGUAAGUGGUUCCACUUUGUGAAUCCCAUCAUGCUGCUGCUGCUCUACUACACGCUGGCCACGCUCAUCCGCCUCUGGCUGCAGGAGCCCAUCGACCAGCUGACGGACGACAAGGAAGACGAUAUGUGUGAGGAGGAAGAUCUGGAUGGAAACACAACGAAUCACGGGGCCAACAGGAAGAGGCAGCUGUGGUGGGAGUCACGCCAAGGAACAGAUGAGAAAAACCUCCUCUCCACUCAAGAUGGCUUCAGUACAACUGAGGCUGUUCCCAUCUCAAACGGGACGUCCUUUGAGUUCGUCACCACUGAGAAUGGACCGGUCUGCCUGGACUUAUAUUCCACCCCGCAGUAUAAAAUGGACCAGCCCAGCGACGGUACAGAGAAGAAGAAGGAGGAGUGUGUGUAUGAGGUGUCUGUUCCCCUGGAGGAGUCGGAGCUUGAAGGAGGAGAGGAGGAAUCUAAGAUGAAGAAAAGAGGAGUCGGUGCGAUAGUUAAAAUCUUCCACUUUGUCCUGAAACAGAGCUACAUCUGUGCUCUCAUAGCCAUGAUGGUGUGGAGCAUCACUUACGUCAGCUGGCUGACGUUUGUCUUCCUCAUGUGGUCGUGCACGCUGUGGAUGGUGAGGGACCGGCGGCGCUACGCCAUGCUGUCCUCGCCCUUCAUGGUCGCUUACGGAAACCUGGUCAUAAGUCUGCAGUACAUCUUUAGUUUUGAGAACCUGGAUCCUGACCAAUACUCAGGGUUCUUUGUCAGCAAGAAAAACCAUUUCCACUCAAUUUUAUCCAAGAUCAUGUGUCUGCUGACCUUUUGGCUUUUGCUGAGACAAACACUUACAGAGAGAGAGGAAAAACUAAAAGAAGAAAGUGUCAGUCUCUCAGACGUUCAUGUGGAGGAUGAGAAGAAGAAAGAGGAAGAGGCGUCUGAGGAGGGAGGGGAGCAGGACAUCAUGCACGUUCUGGGCAGCAUGGUCAUGGCUCUGCUGAUCAAAUACUGGAUCUACAUCUGCGGGGGAAUGUUCUUCUUCGUCAGCUUCGAGGGAACCAUCGUCAUGUACAAGAUCAUCUACAUGAUGAUGUUCCUCUCCUGCGUGGCGCUCUACCAGGUGCACUAUGAGUGGUGGCGGAGGAUCCUGAAGUACUUCUGGAUGUCGGUGGUGAUGUACACCAUGCUCGUCCUCACACUGGUCUACACCUUCCAGUUCAACAUCUCCCUGCCUUUCUGGAGAGAUAAGCUGGGAGUGAAUGAAAAACAUUUGAAGGACCUCGGCCUUGAGCAGUUCGAAGUCGCCAUUCUGUUCACCAGGAUUUUUAUUCCCACGUCCUUCCUGCUGGUGUGUAUUCUCCACAUGCACUACUUCCACGACCGCUUCCUGCAGCUCACAGACCUCCAGGCUGUCUUGGCUAAAGAGGAGAGCACGAUCUACAGACUGGUGCACCAGGACGGCAGCCUGGCGGACAUCACCAUGCUCAGCGCCAGCUCUGUGGAGGCCACGAUAUCCAGAGAGGAGCCGCCGCAGCAGGAGAAGCAGCAGCAGGAGCAGGAGGACCAGGGGGAGUGGAGGGGGGAGAAGGAGAAGGUCCUGGUGGUGAUGGACGACACCGACAUGACUGGAGAGAAACCGAGGACUUUCUCCGACAACCGGCAGUCGAGCACCGACGAGAGCCGGCACUGCAGCGCGGGAACCGAGCCGAGUACCGAGCAGAGCUCAGAACUGAAGAAUAAAUGGCACCUGGUGGUCGACCGGCUGACGGUGCUCUUCCUGAAGUUCCUGGAGUAUUUCCACAAACUGCAGCUGUUCAUCUGGUGGUUACUGGAGAUCCACAUCAUCAAGAUCGUGUCUUGCUACAUCGUGCUGAUCGCCGUCAAAGAUGUUUCUUUGUUCAACUACGUGUUCGUGGCGUCCUGGGCUUUCGCGCUGCCGUACUGCCAGUACCGGCCGCUCGCCUCCAGCGUUUGCACGGUCUGGACGUGUGUCAUCAUCGUGUGUAAAAUGAUGUACCAGCUCAAGUUCGUAGAACCCAAAAAACACUCCAUAAACUGUUUGAUGCCAGAAGACUACUCAGAAGACCAGAAGAAUGACAUGAAUAAGUCUCUGCUGUAUAAGAGUCCGGUGGAUCCAGCCAACUGGGUCGGCCUGGAGAAAGCUGACGACCUGCUGGGCUACCUCAGGGACAACCUCAUGAUGCUAGCUCUGUUAGCGUUCGAGGUGACCAUCUACCGCCAUCAGGGAUAUUUCAGACUGAGGAACAAGCUGUCGCCUCCCGCCGCCCGCAUCAUCUUCCAUGAUAUCACACGGCAACACCUGGACAUCGGCAUCAUCCGCUUCAUGAAAUACUUCAUCAACUACUUCUUCUACAAGUUUGGACUUGAGACGUGCCUGCUGCUCGUGGUGAAUGUCAUCGGGCAGCGGAUGGACUUCUACGCCAUGCUUCACGCCUUCGCCCUGAUUGCAGUCAUGUACAGACGCAGGAGGAAAGCCAUCGCUGAGAUCUGGCCCAAAUACUGCUUCUUCCUCGCCGUCAUGCUGACCUUCCAGUACUUUAUCUGCAUCGGGAUCCCGCCAGCAGCCUGCAAAGACUAUCCCUGGAGGUUUCCCAACUCUACGACUGACUCCAAUGUGGUCAAGUGGCUCUAUGUUCCAGAUUUCCGCACCCCGCCUAAUCCAUCGUUCCUCAUCUAUGACUUCAUGCUGCUGCUGUGUGCCUCGCUCCAGAGGCAGGUCUUUGAGGAUGAGAACAAGGCGGCGGUCCGCAUCAUGGCUGGAGACAACGUGGAGAUCUGCAGAGAUCUGGACGCCGCCUCCUUCAGCGUCCACAACCCCGUCCCCGACUUCAUCCACUGCAGGUCGUACCUGGACAUGCUGAAGGUCAUCAUGUUCAGCUACCUGUUCUGGUUCGUGCUCACCAUCAUCUUCAUCACGGGGACGACGCGCAUCAGCGUCUUCUGCAUGGGCUACCUGGUGGCCUGCUUCUACUUCCUGCUCUUUGGUGGAGAGCUGCUGCUCAAACCAAUCAAAAAGAUCCUCCACUACUGGGACUUCCUGAUCGCCUACAACAUCUUUGUCAUCACCAUGAAGAACGUGUUGUCUAUCCUGGCUUGUGGCUACAUCAACUCUCUGAUUAAGGACCGCUGCUGGUUGAUCCAGUUGUUCAGUCUGGCCUGCACCAUCAAGGAAUACAACAUCGACAUCAUCCAAGCAAACGAUGAGUAUAAGUGUGAGCUGCCCAGCAACGAGGCGGGGAUCAUCUGGGACAGCAUCUGCUUCGCCUUCCUGCUGCUACAGAGACGAGUCUUCAUGAGCUACUACUUCCUGCACGUGGUGGCCGACAUCAGGGCGUCGCAGAUCCUCGCCUGCAGAGGGGCGGAGCUCUUCCAAGCUACGAUCGUGAAGGCGGUGAGAGCCCGACUGGAGGAGGAGCGCAAAUCUGUGGAGCAGCUGAAGAGACAGAUGGAGCGCAUUAAGGUGAGGCAGCAAAAGUUUAAGAGGGGCAAGGAGAGGAUGCUGAGCAUGGCGCAGGAGUCUGGAGAAGGACAGACCCUCUUCCAGCCCGAGGAGGAGGAAGAUGACGGAGCACAGCGAGCGAAAGCCAAGACCAAAAAAAAGCAGUGGUGGAGGCCGUGGGUUGACCAUGCUUCCAUGGUUAGAAGUGGAGACUAUUACUUGUUUGAAACUGACAGUGAAGAGGAAGAGGAGGAGGAGGAGAAAAAGGAGGACGAUCAGCCAAAGAAGUCUGCGUUUCAGCGAGCUAUUGGGAAGUUUGUCUCUGCUCUCAUAGCUUUGCCCAAGUCUAUUUUCAAGCUGCCUAAAACUAUCCUGCAGUAUGUAGUGAAGGCAGGAAAGUUUCUUUAUCACGCCUGGAUCACUGACCCCAAAGCUGCUCUAAGAGCACGAGCCAAAGAGAAACGCAAAUUUUGGAAAAAAUACACAAAAGUAGUGAGACGUAAAAAAAGCAAGAAAGAUGCAGGUCAUGUGACCAUAGAUCUUGGUGAGCUCUCAGAUGGGCAAGACAAACCAGAGGAGGAAAAGUCAAGUGGUCCAGAUAACAUCAUCAAGCGAGUGUUCAACAUCCUGAAGUUCACCUUCGUGCUCUUCCAGACGACGGUGGACAGCUUCACGCAGUGGAUGAACGACAUGUGCCGAGAGUACAUCGACAUCUCCACGGUGCUGCGAAUAGAGCGCUGCAUGCUGUCCAGAGAGGUCAAAAAGGGCAACGUGCCGUCCAAAGACAGCAUCCACGUCCUGUACCAGAAGGCCAUGAAGCUCAACAUGUCCCGCCAGGCCAGCCUGGAUCAGCUGAGUGAGGACGACUCGGCCUCGGCCUCCACCAGGCUGCGCAGACGGAGGAGACCGUACCCCAUGGAGAGCCAGGACUCCACGGCCUCCAGAGACAGCAUCUCCAGUGGGUACACCGAGGCCACCAAUCUGUUUUCUCGCCAAUCCACCCUGGAAGACCUGGAUGGGAUGCCGGAGUGCAUUCCCAAAACCAGCGAGCGCGCCCGGCCCAAACUGCGCAAGAUGUACGGCCUCGACGCCUCCACCUCCUCCGUGGACAGCUGCAGCAGCUUCAUGUCCAGUGAAGCGACCCAGGUUGUGAUGUUGUACUCCAGGCAGGGCACCACAGACACCAUAGAAGAAGUGGAGGAUGAGCACGAUCAAGGGGAAGACAAACAGCAGGCGGCUCCCUGGGAGUCCCAACAGCUGGACGAGAGUGAGGGGGCCGAGGGGGACGGCUGGAGUGAUGCAGACCCCAGGGACCAAGAGGAGAAGGAGGAGGAGGAGGAAGGUGAGGAAGGGAUGGAGGUACCAAAGGAGCAGGAGAGAGAAAAGAGGGCUCCCUGGGACUCUUUCGGCCCAGAUGAGGGCCCUUCGCUCAGGGUGAAGGAGACAGAGUCCGCUCAGGAGAAGGACUUCACCACUGACAGUGAGGAGGGGGCAGGACAGCCGGGCUUCACCCCCACAGAGGGGAGAGUCGGGCUGAUUUACACUCCUGACACAGACGCUUCCAAAACGUCCGACGCUGAAGUUCCUCCGAGCUACAGCAAGGCCGUCAGCUUCGACCGCCUGGAGCUGAGCGACGACGAAAGCGACAUGGACAGGAAGAGGGGGGGGCGGAUGUUGAUGACCUCCGACAGCCGCUCCGACAGCAGGUCCGACCUCAUGCUGCCCUCCAUGACCACCGAGCUGACCGCCAGCGAACUGCUGCUCAACAAGAUGUUUUAUGACGAGGAGCUGGAGCAGUCGGACCGGUUCUACGUGAAGCAGCCUCUGAUCCUGCAGCUGUGCUACGCCCUCUACAACAUGCUGGUGGCGCACUCAGAGAUGGUUUGCUACCUCGUCAUGGUCAUCAACCACAUGGUGUCGGCCAACUGCGCCACCCUGGUCCUCCCCACCACCAUCUUCCUCUGGGCCAUGCUGUCCGUGCCGCGGCCCAGCAAGCGCUACUGGAUGACGGCCAUCGUCUAUACUGAGGUCACCAUCUUCAUCAAGUACUUCUUCCAGUUUGGCUUCUUCCCCUUCAACCAGAACUCUAUGGAUAAGAGCAAACCUUAUCACCCUCCCAACAUCAUCGGAGUGGAGAAGAAGGACGGCUACGUCCACUACGACCUGGUCCAGUUACUGGCUCUCUUCUUCCACAGAUCCAUCCUGAAGUGUCACGGUCUGUGGGACGAGGAAGACUCCAAAGAAAGGCGAGCGCCGUCCCGUCAGAGCGAGUCAGAGGACGAGGGAAAGAGUAAAUCAGAGGAGAGUGAGAAGGGGUCUGAAUGCGCCUCCUCCAUGAUGAGUGAGAGAGGCUCCACUCACACCUUGAGGUCCUUAAACUUUGGCACCUCCAUCGAUUCAGGUCACGUCCAGGUUCAGUACCCGCAGCAGCAGACCUUCCAGCGGCGGAAGAGCUCCAGCGGAGGCUCGCACAUUUCUCACCGAUCUCUCCACUCCACUGUGAGGUCCAAGAGAGGAAGUACCGCCUCCCACCACGGCAGCCACAAGGACGGCAGCGAGGCCAGCGUCCAUCAGAAGACCCGAAAACAGAUGAUCACGGAGAAGCUCAGGGAGCAGCUCCUCAAGGGGAAAGCCUUCAUCAUUAAGCGGUUCCUGGAGAUCUACCUUCCCAUGAGGCAGUUCUUCUUCAACCUGAUCCACCCGGAGUACAGCGCGGUCACAGACGUCUACGUGCUGAUGUUCCUCUCUGACACCGUCGACUUCAUCAUCAUCGUGUUCGGCUUCUGGGCGUUUGGUAAACACUCGGCUGCAGACAUCACGUCAUCGCUGUCGGAGGAUCAGGUGCCGGGGCCCUUCCUGGUCAUGGUGCUGAUCCAGUUUGGCACCAUGGUGGUGGACCGGGCCCUCUACCUCAGGAAGUCUGUCCUGGGGAAAGUCAUCUUCCAGGUCAUCCUGGUGUUUGGGAUCCACUUCUGGAUGUUCUUCAUCCUGCCAGGAGUCACACAAAAGCGUUUCAGCGAGAACAUGGUCGCUCAGAUGUGGUAUUUUGUCAAGUGCAUCUACUUCGGGCUGUCAGCCUAUCAGAUCCGCUGUGGUUAUCCCACCCGCGUUUUGGGAAACUUCCUCACCAAGGGCCACAAUUAUGCCAACCUCUUCCUGUUUCAAGGUUUCCGUAUGGUGCCGUUCCUGACGGAGCUGCGGGCCGUGAUGGACUGGGUCUGGACGGACACCUCGCUGUCUCUGUCCAGCUGGAUCUGUGUGGAGGACAUCUACGCUCACAUCUUCAUCCUGAAGUGCUGGAGAGAGUCUGAGAAGAAGUACCCCCAGCCGCGAGGCCAGAAGAAGAAGGCGGUGGUGAAGUACGGGAUGGGGGGGAUGAUCGUGGCGCUGCUGAUCUGCAUCGUGUGGUUCCCGCUGCUCUUCAUGUCCCUCGUCAAGUCCGUGGCUGGAGUCGUCAACACGCCGCUGGACGUGUCCUUUGCAAUCACGCUGGCUGGCUUUACGCCCAUCUUCACCAUGAGCGCUCAGCAAAAACAACUGCAGAAUGUGAACCAAAGCGAGUUUGGCUUGUUUUGUCUGAAAUACAAUAAUAACGAUACCGCCUUGCAGUGGCUCGAGGGCUACUUCAAGGAGGACCUGAUCAUCGCAGAGCUGAAAGGCAGCUCCAACAGCCUGUGGACCAUCAGCCCGCCCAGCAGGAAGAACCUGAUCGAAAUGCUGAGCAGCGACGAGGAUUUCCCCAUCACCGUGGCCUGGUCCGUGCAAAGAAACCUCACUUUUGGUGCCAAGGCUGAAAUAGCGUCAGGAAAGCGAGUGACCGAUCUCGACGAGGAGACAAAGAAUGAGCUCAUCGAGCUGCUGAACGGAAACGGCCAAUAUGUGAUCAUAAAAGAGAUCUUCCCUCGUUUCAUUCGAGCCCCCUCGGACUCGGGUGCCACGUCUGUGGAUCAUCUGUAUAAAGAUAAAACGAUGUUGAACAUAAACCUGACGUUGAUCCGAGCGAAUGACUCGGCGCAGAUCCAGGAGUGGUGGAUCGUCAACCAGACGGAGCCCGGCCCCAUCCCCAAGAGAGGCCCCCUCCUAGACCCCCCCAAGUAUGAACCCAGCCUGGAUCUCUACGUGUUCAGCGACCAAGUCAGCCCCCCCAGCCUGGGCUUCCUGGCCGGAUACGGGAUCCUGGGCCUGUACGCCUCUGUGGUUCUGGUCAUCGGCAAGUUCGUACGCGAGUUCUUCAGCGGCAUCUCCCACACCAUCAUGUUCGAGGAGCUGCCCAACGUGGACCGCAUCCACAAGCUGUGCACGGACAUCUUCCUGGUGCGAGAGACGGGGGAGCUGGACCUGGAGGAGGACAUGUACGCCAAACUCAUCUUCCUCUACCGCUCUCCAGAGACUAUGAUCAAGUGGACCAGAGAGAAAACGGAGUGAAUCUCAGCGAGGGGACGCUAACGGAUGAAUUGAGCAGCGAUUUUCACCGGCUGAGGGAGCACAAAGUCAGCCGAGGACCAGCUCUGUCCUCUUCCACUGAGCUCUGACGGCAGAAAUACAGUGUUGGCUCCACACUAAAACACUUGUUUGUGUUCGAAACUAGUAUUUUAUACAAGUUACCGCUGAAAAACAACAAUUGCAGCAACUAUUGAGGACAGAUUUGCCGGUGCUGUAUUUAUCUCGCUAAACCUGGCUCUGUUUGGCAUCCAGAGGAUAAAACGAGCAGCUGGUUGGAGAAGGAGAACUCUUUUAAGACAAUUUGACUAAGUUAUAAAAAAUCUUAAUGCUAAUAUAAAGGUUUUUAAACACAAAUUACCCUCAUCGCUCCUCAUGCCUGCCUCUAACAUUUUCACAGUCGCACGGUAGGCGAAGAGAAACUGGCUGCAUUCAUCUUUAAGGGCUUCCCAUUUACAAACAAGUGCACAAUAAUGUCCCACUAAUGACCACAUGAGCACAAUCUCAUAUUUUCUCCCAACUGAAACGCUGUGGGAAUGUGCAAUAUUGAGUUCCUCCAAGAUUUUGAGGGAUGUGGACCAAGAGAAAAAGGGCCGGGUCUGACCAAGUCUUUUUUGUUAAAGGUCAGAGGCCACAAGGGAGCCUCCUGAAAGACACAAAGCAUUACAAAACAUUAUCAGACAAUCUUUAAUUGCUUAUUUUGUUUGUGUGAUAAGAACUGUUAUCGACGUAUCUUUCUCAGGAAGAGCUGUUUUCACAGAUAUUCAUCGUAUGAGUUAUAUGUUACAAUAUGUAGGCUUUGAUGGAUCUUAAAGAUUGUAGAGAAAGUAUUUAAAUGGCAUGACAUGUAAUGUGGAUAUUGUUGAGAUGGACUGAGUAUGGUUACUGCACAGGGAAAUAUUUUAAAGGCUGUAUUUAGAAAGUAAAUUGUGGACUGUUUUCCUCACAGAGAUUUAUUGCCAAUCAUCCAUAUUCUGAAUCUACAGGUUGGCGAAAUAAGAGACGAGCGGAGGGCUGUUUCUGAAUCAGGGUAACGUGCACUAGGUGGAAGACUCCUGCACAACACUUGUGAACCUCUCGCUAUUUUUAAACAUUCAUACUCACGAACACUGGCGCGUUCAGUCAUCAAGGAAAAACACGAACAGAAAAAAAAGACUCCUCACAAGAAGGGCUGAGACACAAAGCCCUUUGGUCCAAACUAUGCAUUAGGACAUUGUAGCAUGAUAGACAAACUUCAUUAUUGCCAUGACUAAUUUUCAUUACAUGUACAUACAAGUUACAGGGGGACAGGUCACGGUGGAAUGAAAUGUGAAAAUGUACCUGUGUGUUUAAGGCGAUGUUAUGGUGUGAUAGAGGUCCAAAGAUCUGCGAAUAAAUCAUGUGGAAAGGU
Gymnodraco acuticeps is the source of this 10819-nucleotide messenger RNA. RefSeq names its product piezo-type mechanosensitive ion channel component 2. The coding region runs from base 514 to 9414 and encodes 2966 amino acids. Lineage: Eukaryota; Metazoa; Chordata; Actinopteri; Perciformes; Bathydraconidae. The record is from RefSeq and is a predicted model, not a curated record. The transcript has 54 exons.